AUGGCCACCGACGACGAGGACGGCGGUGCCGGAGUCAACACGCCGCCGGCUGACCCGCUGGAGCGGCGUAGGCGACCGGGCAGGGAACAGUGGUCAAACAAAACGGAUUUCCUGAUGUCGGUCAUAGGAUUCGCCGUGGACUUGGCCAACGUAUGGCGAUUUCCAUACCUGUGCUAUAAGAACGGCGGAGGGGCUUUUUUAAUACCUUAUUGUACCAUGCUGUUGGUUGGUGGAAUUCCUUUGUUCUAUAUGGAAUUAGCCCUCGGGCAAUUUUAUCAAACUGGGGCAAUAACAUGCUGGGGUAGGCUAGUUCCACUGUUCAAAGGCAUUGGUUACUCGGUCGUCUUGAUUGCGUUUUAUGUGGACUUCUAUUACAACGUAAUCAUAGCAUGGGCAUUACGAUUUUUUCUGGCUUCGUUUACGAACAUUUUACCUUGGACCACCUGUGACAACGACUGGAAUACAGAUUUCUGCCAACCGUUAACGAUAUGGUCAAAUGAUUCAAGCUUAAACUCAAUAGACAACGUUACAGUAUUAGCAAAUGAUUCCCGCUUAGCAUCUGCUUCUUCGGAGUACUGGUUACGUAGAGUGCUCGAAUUAAACCACAGCGAAGGUAUUCAUGAUUUAGGAUAUAUUAAAUGGGAUAUGGCAGGAUGUUUGUUUUUGGUUUACCUUAUAUGCUACUUUAGUUUAUGGAAAGGAAUAUCUACUUCAGGAAAAGUUGUUUGGUUUACUGCAUUGUUUCCAUACGUAGUAUUAAUUUUCUUACUCAUCAGAGGAAUCACUUUACCUGGUUCGGCACAAGGCGUUCGUUAUUACUUGUAUCCAAACUUUUCCAUGAUUGCUAAACCAGAGGUUUGGGUUGAUGCUGCUACACAAGUAUUCUUUUCACUAGGUCCUGGAUUUGGAGUAUUAUUAGCAUAUGCUUCAUAUAACAAAUAUCAUAACAACGUUUUGAGAGAUGCAUAUUUGGCAAUUAUGUGCAAUUCGAUCACCAGCUUUUUAUCCGGUUUCGUUAUUUUCACCGUCCUGGGUUAUAUGUCUCAUGUUUCUGGUCGACAAAUUCAACAUGUGGCAACCGAAGGACCUGGGCUAGUGUUUAUCGUUUAUCCUGCAGCCAUAGCAGCCAUGCCAGGAUCAGUGUUUUGGGCUUUGAUAUUCUUCAUGAUGUUACUCAACUUAGGUCUCGACAGUUCGUUUGGAGGAUCGGAAGCAAUCAUAACUGCGAUGAGUGACGAAUUUCCAUUGAUCCGACGCAAUCGGGAAGUGUUUGUGGCGUUAUUGUUUCUACUCUAUUUUGUGGUCGGUCUCGCAUCAUGUGCUCAAGGAGGAUUUUACUUCUUUAAUUUACUCGAUCGUUACGCCGCCGGUUACUCGAUGCUCAUCGCCGUGUUAUUUGAAACUAUUGCCGUAUCGUGGAUCUACGGUGUCGAUAGAUUUUGUGACGACAUCAAAGACAUGAUGGGCCAUAGUCCAGGCGUUUACUGGAGAUUCUGUUGGCGUUUUGCUGCUCCUCUGUUCUUAGUCUUUAUUAUAGUGUACGGUCUGUUGGGUUACGAACCGUUGACUUACGAAGGUUACGUGUAUCCGGCUUGGGCAAAUGUGCUCGGUUGGAUAAUCGCUGGCAGCAGUGUCGCAAUGAUUCCAGCAGUAGCCCUUUAUCAAUAUUUCAACACACCGGGAACGCAUUUACAAAGAAUGAAAAUUCUGACUACACCUUGGCGUGACGAACACGACGACGAUCCGAUUUCUAUAAACGGACUGCAUAUCCUCUCCGAUCCAGCGCAAGUGAGAUUGACCAGUCCCGUUGCAUCCGUAGACGUCUGA
Molecule: messenger RNA, 1827 nt
Organism: Macrosiphum euphorbiae (potato aphid)
Lineage: Eukaryota; Metazoa; Arthropoda; Insecta; Hemiptera; Aphididae
Source: the annotation of a GenBank genome assembly